GGUGAUGUGGAGCAGGGACAUCAACAAGAACAGCAGCAGAGGAUCGGACAGGUGUAGGUUCUGCACACACACACAGCAAAACACAAGCAUGCUAGUUUCUCCAAAGCUCGUCGAGCUACACGCUCCGUUCAAAGGCACACAGCAAACACAGGUUGUGCAUGUCAAAAACGACACGGAGGCGUUGAUGGCCUUCAAGGUGAAGACCACUGCGCCUAAACUCUACUGCGUCCGUCCAAACAGCGGACUCUUGCAGCCCGGGGACUCUGCGGCGGUGACCAUCAUAUUCCAGGGCCUGGGCGAGGAGCCGGCGCUCGGGUACAAGUGCAAGGACAAGUUCUUGUUUGUGUCGAUCCCGUGCCUCUCCCCGGUGAACGCAAAGGACGUGUCAACCAGUUGGGCGCAGUUGGAGCAGCUUGCCGGCGGCAAGACGUCCGACGUGAAGUUGAAGGUCCUGUUUAACUACGACAACCCGAUGAACACGAUCCAGGAGGAGGACAAGUCCAACGCCUCGGCACACUCGGCCACGAUUGCCCAGCCUAUUCUCCCGCUGCAGAGCAUACCAGACGGCGGCGAAGCGGUGUCCCGUCGCCCUAUACAGGCCGACAGAGAGGCCCUAGCGGCGGCCGCUGCCGCCGGCGCAGGCAUAGGUGCCGGGGCUGCCGGCACCACGACCGGCGCCUCGUCCAACAUAACGGCUUCGGCCCCUAGAGGUGCCGCCUCGUCCGCCACCGUUGACAGCAAGACCGGCGCCGAAGCCCCUCCUGCUGUGGAAAAGCCCUUUGCCCGUGUUGCGCCGCCAACCGCCGCCACGAAGUCCUCCUCCAGCGAGACAAACGUGUACUUGGUGGCCGUCCUCCUUAUCAUCUUAGCUUUCUUGUUUAGCAGAUUCUUCUGACCGGGUGUUGUUAUAUACUAUAUUAUCUAAAUACUCCUUAUUUCUUGUCAAAGCUAAUGCAGGGGCCCCCAGAUCCACGAAAUGGUGUCGACCACUGUCUCUUCAUCUGUCAAUCUUCUAUGCGCAAAAAGACGGCUGUGCGCACCCGUCUGGGCCUUUCUUGUCCUUCUGCUACAUGUUUCCUCUCUUGCACCUUGCAGGCUCCGCUUCCCCGG
Pichia membranifaciens NRRL Y-2026 is the source of this 1110-nucleotide messenger RNA. RefSeq lists its product as hypothetical. Gene Ontology annotation, molecular function: FFAT motif binding. NCBI's taxonomy places the organism in Eukaryota, Fungi, Ascomycota, Pichiomycetes, Pichiales, Pichiaceae. Gene Ontology annotation, biological process: endoplasmic reticulum membrane organization. Gene Ontology annotation, cellular component: plasma membrane; endoplasmic reticulum membrane. The transcript is spliced from 2 exons. The record is from RefSeq and is a predicted model, not a curated record. Bases 89 to 895 code for a protein of 268 amino acids.